Molecule: messenger RNA, 4731 nt
Organism: Zootermopsis nevadensis
Lineage: Eukaryota; Metazoa; Arthropoda; Insecta; Blattodea; Termopsidae
Source: RefSeq, a predicted model, not a curated record
UUCUUGUUCAACUGUUGGCACUCUGUUCGUCCCAAGUUGGGCCAGCUGCGCUCACAAUGAAUAUAGACGAAGUUGCACACGACAAUGCAGCAGAAACUGCAACAGAGCAAACAAAUCCUUUACUCAAUCAAAGGAGUGAUGAAAAUGAACUCUUAAAAAUUGUCGAAAUGACUGUUAUGCAAUCUGGAAAAACAGAUAAUGCUGCUUUAAAUGGACAGGGUGAGCCAACAGAUUCCAAGCACAGAUACUCUGUUCUGAAGAGGACAGGGAAGAGGUUGGCCCCUGCAAAUUUAUGUCCGCAGAUGAACCUUCCCUUACGAGUAGUGACUCUUCUCCUGAUACUACUGCUGCUCUGGGGUGUCACAUUCACGUUAUUCCAGGAUGCUGUGCUGCCUCAGGGCAAAGUGUUUGCUCUUGCCACACUUUUUGUACUUGCGUAUCUUGCUGGUUGGCUUAUUUCAUUGAUUCAUCUCCCACCGUUACUUGGUAUGCUUGUGAUGGGUAUCCUGCUGCGUAACAUUGGCUUCUUCCACAUGACAGGCCCUUAUGCGACUGCUGUGUCCACAUUGAGAUUGGUAGCAAUGGUUGUCAUCCUGAUCAAAGCUGGUCUCGGCCUGGAUGCAGCUGCUCUAAAGAGGUUAAGUUUUGUUGUUGUGAAGUUGGCAUUCAUCCCAUGUCUGGUGGAAGCUGCAACUGUUGCAGUGGUUGCCCACUUGGUGCUGGGGUUCCCCUGGCUCUGGGGCAUCCUGCUUGGGUUUGUACUGGGGGCAGUGUCCCCUGCUGUGGUGGUACCGUCAUUGCUUGCACUUCAAGGAAAGGGCUAUGGUGAAGACAAAGGAAUUGCAACUCUUGUCAUAGCAGCUUCAAGCAUCGAUGACAUUGUAGCCAUCUCAGGGUUUGGCGUGGUUGUUGGACUCAUCUUUUCUACAGGUGAUCUGAUGCAGCAGUUAGUACAUGGUCCCAUAGAGGUGGUAAUUGGGCUGAGUUUUGGAAUAGGAUGGGGAAUUCUUUUGAUGUUCAUUCCUCAUAAAGAUGAUGUGUGGGUGGUUAGGGAACGAGCCUUCCUAAUAGGAGGGGGUGGACUGUUUGCUGUCCUGGGCAGUAGUCUAGUGGGAUACUCAGGAGCAGGUCCACUUGCUUGCAUUGUAGCUGCCUUUUUAGCCUGUUCUGGCUGGAAGAUGCUAGGCUGGAGCAGCAGUUUUAAUCCUGUGGCAGAUAUAUACAGUGUAAUCUGGAAGGUGUUUGAGCCAGUGCUAUUUGGUCUCAUCGGCACAGAAAUAGAUCUCUCACAGCUGGAAGCAAACACAAUUCUGUAUGGUCUGUGUGUCUUGGCUGUGGGUCUUAUGUUGCGACUGUUGGCAAGCUGCUUGGCAACCAUGGGAGGAACACUGAACCUGAAAGAGAUGCUGUUUGUGACGAUCGCAUGGUUCCCAAAAGCAACUGUUCAGGCUGCCCUUGGUCCUGUGGCUCUGGAUUUGGCACGCAAGGAAGUUCCAGUGGACAUGAACAAAUUAGAUCUGGCAUCACAAGUUCUGACUAUAGCUGUGCUAUCUAUCUUGCUAACUGCCCCAAUCGGAGCAGUGGGAAUAUACAUAGCUGGUCCUCGCCUGUUAGGUAGAACUGUGCCAAAGACAGUAGACAAUGCUGCCAACAGUCAAGUCUGAUGACUGUCACUAGCCAGAAUUGCUCUCUGAACUAUACAGAGUUAUUCAUAAUUCUCUGAUAUAUUACAAAAAAUUGCCAGACUUGAAUGGUGCAAAGGAUGGUAACAUGUGACAUGCUGAUAGAAAGAGAAACUCUCCAAGAUUAUUUUACAAAACUCAUAAAUGCUGUAUGACCAUGUGCUGCUUAGUUGGCCACCCCGAUCACCUGACCUGACGCCAUGUGAUUUUUUAUUGUGUAGAUACGUUCCAGAUAAGGUCUUUGUACAGCCUCUGCCACGGGAUCUGCAUGAGUUGUGAAUACGAAUCAUGUCUGCCAUCUCACAAAUCGAUCGUAACAUGCUGCAGCGGGUAUGGGCUGAAAUGGAUUAUCAGCUUGACAUCUGCUGCGUCACAAAGGGCGGACACAUAGAGCAUUUAUGAGCCAAAGUCCAUGGGGUACUCUGUGGAGUACCUACAUUGCUCCCCCACAAUAGUUGAGACUGGGACAUUAGCCACCAACCAACCAUAUUCAGUAAGAUAAGUUUUAAACAAUUUAUGUUAUUUAGUAUGAUAAAACCUUUUACAUACAAUUAUACAUUUGUAUCAACUGUUAUAAAAUUCACCUCUGUACUUAUUGUGUAAUAUGAAAAAUAUGUUGUGGAAAAAGAGAACACAAGUAACAAUGAUACUUAAUGUGCAUAUAAAUCGUUGUGAUGUCAAUAAGCAGGCUAUUUAUUGAUCUCUUGCAUGAGUACUUAUUUGUUCAGGCUGCCCUUAGUCCUGUGGCUCUGGAUUUUGCAUGCAAGGAGGAUCCAGUGGACAUGAACAAAUUAGAUCUAGCAUCACAAGUUCUGACAUGAUCUGCGGUAGCUAUCUUGAUAACUGCCCUGAUCAGAGCAGUGGGAAUAUACAUAGCUGGUCCUCGCCUGUUAGGUAGAACUGUGCCACAGACAGUAGACAAUGCUGCCAACAGUCAAGUCUGAUGACUCUCACUAACCAUAAUUGCUCUCUGAACUAUAUUAAUAAGUUAAAGAGUUAUAAUUGUGAGUUAUGUUUAUAAGUUUAUGCUUGAAACCAUCCACUGUAAAACUGUACCUGAUACAAAUAACAUUUAAAUUGGAUCUGCUCUCUGUUACAUGUGGUCGGUUGGCAUGAUGCUGAUUCUUCUUUCUUAUUUAAUUGUUCAUGAUAAAGAGUGGGUGAAUCUGAGCAUCAUUAAGAAAAGCCUGUCCCAAUCCAUGCAAACUGCUCUAGGAAGAGCCAGGGUAGGUCAGUGUAGUGACUGACUACAGACUUGAUGAUCAGAGAGGAGUGGAGGAUUUCUUCCUCUAGCUUGUGUGUCCAAACUGGCUCUGGGCCCUACCCAGCCUCCUCCAAUGGGUAAAGCAUGCAAAUUCUAUGACAAAGCCAUUACUAUUUCUAUUUUUAUAUUUCCUGUUCAUUUGGAUUUUUUAACAUUUAUUAUUAAAAUGGUUAAAUGUUAGAGGUAAACAUUUUUCCAGGCAUGCCCCUUAAACUCAUCUGUUUAAACACAAUUUUAUGUUGCUCUGUUGGUUUUUCUAUGGUUUGUAAGAGAGAUUAUAUGUCAUAACAACCAGAUGCAGUAGAAAUUCAAAUGUUGAGAUAAUCAUUUCAUCCUUAUACACUGUAACCACAGCUGAUGGUUCAAACAGUAACUGUCAUAUUGACCCACUUACCAUAUUUUAAUUAAAUGUAGGGAGUCCUUUAUAUUCCAAAGUCUGUAGUAUCAUCAGAAAAAUUUAAUGAAUUGUUACACUCAGGAAUCUAAUCAAGAUCAGAAUCUAAUGUCAUCUCCUGGCUUAGUUAGGCCAGUCAGGCUGUUAAAUACUGAAGCCUUUAUCACUGAAUUGUAUUCUGUUUAGCCAAAGUCCAUGGGGCACUCUGUGGAGUACCUACAUUGCUCCCCCACAAUAGUUAAGACUGGGACAUUAGCCACCAACCAACCAUAUUCAGUAAGAUAAGUUUUAAACAAUUUAUGUUAUUUAGUAUGAUAAAACUCUUUAUACACAAUUAUAUAUUUGUAUCAAAUGUUAUAAAAUUCACCUUUGUACUUAUUGUGUAAUAUGAAAAAUAUGUUGUGGAAAAAGAGAACACAAGUAACAAUGAUACUUAACCUGCAUAUAAAUCGUUGUGAUGCCAAUAAGCAGGCUAUUUAUUGAUCACUUGCAUGAGUACUUUGUUGAAUAAUAACAACUGUCAGUUAAGUACAAUGUAAAAUUAUGUUCCUCUCAUUAAAUAUUCACCAAAUUACAAAAUGUUUCACAAAAGGAUUUUGGAAUUAUGUAAUGUGGUAUAUUUGGCAUGAUGCCCCCUUUCAUCCACUGGUGUUUCUAUUGAAAUAUGCCAUUCUCCUAUAAGCACUCCUCUUGCUGCCAUUUGCAUACAUUAUUUUUCUUUUCUCAUCCUUGUUCAUCCUAAUGGUUAUUUAUUCAACAUCUUCUUUAUUCUCAGUCCAGACAAACACCAAUCACAAAACAAGACAAAUCAAAGUCAUAUGCUUGGCUGUGACAACUAGUUCCCACUGGCCUGUACCCAAUAAUUAGUAGUGGUUCUGAGUAGGAAUAUUAUAAUGGUCUGGGAGUAGGGCACAAGGAAAGUCUGGGUAGCAUUACCACAUCCCUGACUAUUUUAUAACUUCCAAUGUUAUAAUAAUGUUUGUAUGACCAUAAGAAAGAUUUUUCUGCCACAUUACCAAAAUUAUGUAGAUUAAAUUUUAUCCCCAUCAUCAGGCUUCUGAUGAUGGGGACAAAGACGGUCUCUGAAAUGUCGGUUUUAUUGUUUAAACCUUUGACGUGGCUGAUCGCCUAAGAAGAUUUUAGUGAGUUACUUCGUCGUGAAAGCUUGAAAUCAUAUAUAAAAUAAGCCUUUAUAAUACAGACUUUUGACCCAUUCAUGUGACCAACACUGACAUAUGUGGUGAUGUAACUUUGUCACUGAAUGGAACAUAAAACUGUCAGUACAAAGCACAGUUGUUAAUUCUCAAAUCAUAAUUUUAUUUUGUAAACCUGUCAGUUUUUCUGUAUGUUGUCAUUUUUGAUUAAUAAAUAAAAGAAAGCUCUCACUGUUA